This is a messenger RNA of Sturnus vulgaris (Common starling), 681 nucleotides long. It is a transcript of the gene LIF, whose product is annotated as LIF interleukin 6 family cytokine. Gene Ontology annotation, cellular component: extracellular region. Gene Ontology annotation, biological process: leukemia inhibitory factor signaling pathway; regulation of cell differentiation; positive regulation of cell population proliferation. The record is from RefSeq and is a predicted model, not a curated record. Gene Ontology annotation, molecular function: growth factor activity; cytokine activity; leukemia inhibitory factor receptor binding. Lineage: Eukaryota; Metazoa; Chordata; Aves; Passeriformes; Sturnidae.
AUGUGGGAAUGCUGCGGGGCCCCCCGCCGGGAAGGGAGGCGGGGGAGCGCCCGCCGGGGGGCAGGCGUCGUGCCCUUCGUGGCCCUGCUCCUGCUGCAGCGGCGGCCCGUGGCCGGCCGGGCGCUGCUGGUGACCGGCUCCGGCUGCCCCAGCCACGGCUUGUGCCGCUCCAACGUGCAGGAGCAGACCCGCAGGCAGGUGGCCGUGCUCAACGCCACCGCCCAGGAGCUCUUCAGCCUCUAUCUGAAGUGCCAGGGAGAGCCGUUCAGCAGCGAGAGUGACAAGCUCUGCAACCCCGCUGGCAUCUUCUUCCCCGCUUUCCGCGUCAACCGGACGAGCGAGAGGAAGGAAGUGAUGGUGGCCAUGUACAAACUCUUCGCCUUCCUCAACGCCUCGCUGGGCAACAUCACACGAGACCAGGAGGAGCUCAACCCCAUGGCCAAAGAGCUCCUGGAGCGGCUCCACAACACCACCAAGACCACCCGAGGCCUCAUCUCCAACCUCACUUGCCUCCUCUGCAAGAACUACAACAUCUUCCAGGUGGACGUCAGGUACGGGGACAGCUCCAAGGGCAAGAGCGCCUUCAAGAAGAAGCAGCAGGGCUGCCAGGUGCUCAGGAAGUACGUGCAGGUCAUCGGCCAGGCAGCGCGUGUCCUCCUACCUCAUCUCAGCCCCACAUGA